CCGGAUACCCGAACCAAACUUUCACCUACCCAAACCAAACCCAAACCGAACUGAUCUGGUUUAAAUUCUAAUACCUUUUACUUCAAACCCGUCCUAAACUCGAACUAACCCGACCCGGAUACCCGAAGACUGCCGAAUGCGCCAUGCUCAUCUCCGAAGGAUUACAAUUUACAACUAGUCAACUACGAGCUUUGUCGUUCCGACAAUGGUGAAAUUACUAAAGAACGCAGAAUCCUCAAACAAACUGUGAUCAGACAUUGUUGGUGUCUGUAAGCAAGAGAAUGAGCAUCACGACGAAACUUGCACGCUCCAAUGCGUUUAAACCAAUCCCAAACUUUGUGAGAAGCUCUCUACGCAACGCCUGCGCCGAGUCAAGUAAAAACACAGAGUCGUCUCAUCCUUAUAAACCCAAGAAGCAUCACAUUUUAGCAACAAAUCUAAUAGUUUCGUAUUUCGAAAAAGGCUUAGUCGAAGAAGCACGCUCACUGUUCGACGAAAUGCCUGAGAGAGACGUAGUAGCUUGGACCGCAAUGAUCACCGGUUACGCUUCUUCCAACUACAACGCUCGCGCUUGGGAGUGUUUUCAAGAGAUGUUUAGGAAAGGAACGAGUCCAAAUGAGUUCACGCUCUCGAGCGUUCUGAAGUCUUGUAGAAACAUGAAGGUUUUGGCUUAUGGUGCUUCUGUUCAUGGGGUUGUUGUUAAACUUGGUAUGGAAGGUUCUCUGUAUGUUGACAAUGCUUUAAUGAAUAUGUACGCUACUUGUUCUGUAACAAUGGAGUCGGCUUGUUUGAUUUUUCGGGAUAUUAAGGUGAAGAAUGAUGUUACAUGGACUACUCUAAUCACCGGGUUUACACAUUUGGGUGAUGGCAUUGGCGGUUUAAAGAUGUAUAAGCAAAUGUUUCUGGAGAAUGCUGAUGUGACGCCUUACUGUAUAACCAUAGCGGUUAGAGCUUCCGCUUCAAUUGAUUCUGUUACAACCGGCAAGCAAAUUCAUGCAUCAGUGAUUAAACGCGGGUUUCAGUCUAACCUCCCGGUGAUGAACUCUAUACUGGACUUGUAUUGCAGGUGUGGGUAUUUACCAGAGGCGAAACGCUAUUUCAAUGAGAUGGAAGAUAGAGAUCUGAUCACAUGGAACACUCUUAUUUCUGAACUCGAGAGAUCAGACAGCAGUGAAGCUCUGCUCAUGUUUCAGCGGUUUGAAUCACAAGGCUUUGUGCCUAGUUGUUACACUUUCACAAGCUUAGUUGCUGCAUGUGCUAAUAUAGCAGCGUUGAACUGUGGCCAGCAACUUCAUGGACGGAUUUAUAGAAGAGGGUUUAACAAGAACGUUGAGUUAGCUAAUGCUUUGAUCGAUAUGUAUGCUAAAUGUGGCGACAUACCUGACUCUCAGAGAGUAUUUGGAGAAAUCAUAGAGAGGAGGAAUCUUGUGUCUUGGACUUCGAUGAUGAUUGGGUACGGAUCACAUGGUUAUGGAGCACAAGCUGUUGAGCUUUUCGACAAGAUGGUUUGUUCAGGUGUUAGACCUGACCGGAUUGUGUUCAUGGCGGUUUUGAGCGCUUGCCGCCAUGCUGGUCUAGUGGAGAAAGGAUUGAAGUACUUUAAAGAGAUGGAAAGCGAGUAUGGUCUUACUCCAGACCGAGAUAUUUACAACUGUGUAGUGGAUUUGCUUGGAAGAGCUGGAAAAAUAGGUGAGGCUUAUGAAUUGGUUGAGAAGAUGCCGUUUAGGCCAGAUGAAUCCACGUGGGGAGCGAUUCUUGGUGCUUGUAAAGCUCAUAAGCAUACGGGAUUGAUAAGUAGAUUAGCUGCAAAAAAGGUUAUGGAGUUGAAACCGAGAAUGGUGGGGACUUAUGUUAUGCUUUCGUACAUCUAUGCAGCAGAAGGGCAGUGGGUUGAUUAUGCGAGAGUGAGGAAGAUGAUGAGGAUGAUGGGGAACAAAAAAGAAGCCGGUAUGAGCUGGAUCCAGGUCGAAAACCAGGUUUUUAGCUUUGCUGUGAGUGACAAAAUGUGUCCUAAUGCGAGUUCUGUGUAUUCAGUCUUAGGGCUAUUGAUAGAAGAGACCAAAGAAGCUGGCUAUGUUCCUGACUUAGACUCCUUAGUUCAUGAUCAAGAAGUCGGAACUUAAACAUGAUAUCAUAAUCUGGUUCUUGAUUUCGUCGUGAUCGAGUAAAAUGGAGAGGAUUUGGUAUAUUAAUGCGCUAGUGCUGUUGUUUGUUGUUAAGUUGUCGGUUGGAUUGAUGCUCAACGGCUUUUUCCGCUUAUUCAAUGACGCAAGACACAACUAACAAAGAUCACGAAAGUUAAUAUGAAUGACAUCAAAGGAUUGUUGAAGACCACUGAAACUGACAGUACCUGGACAAGUCUCUUUUAGGUAUGGCUCUAUGCAUACAUAUGGUAUUGGUGACUGUCCUACUUUUUAAAGAACAUACAUCACCAUACCUCGAUUUAGAUCAGGUAAUGGCAAAUUUUGGUAGCAGGAGAAUUUUAAUAUGUCUUAGUGGAUCAAGUGUUGUUGGCCUAUUUAUAAUACAUCUCUUCUUUCUUGUGAUUUAUGAUAGCUUCCAAGAAACUUUUAGAAAUCGUUGGCUAUGGAAUAGUAACCUCUGAGUUUCCUUUAUUAAAAGCAAAAGAUAUUGCUUUCUGUUGUAAUGUUAACAUCAGAAGCUGUCCACAAGGUUCAGAUCUAGACAAUUAAGAACCUUACCUUUUUUUCCAUAGGUUUUUGAUAAUACAGAAUCUACUUUUUUAAAGGAUAUUGAUUUUAUAGAUAUCUUUAGAUCCAAAUCUGAAAUUGUAUUAUCUUAUUGAUAAAGGAAAUUAAGCAGAAAGUAAAACAUGAUUAGAAGGAUAAAUAGAGAGAGACUAAGCAUCAGUGACUGCAACAGCUUCUUUGACAUUGUUCUUCUCAAUUGCAGGCUUCUCAACCUCAGGAACAAUAAAAGCAGACACUGGGAAAGUCCUGGACAGACCGGUCGGUGUCUUGAAAUUGAUCUUCCCUGAACUAAUCGGCUCCUCCAAGACAAGCUCAUUGAGAGUGACCC
Camelina sativa (false flax) is the source of this 3039-nucleotide messenger RNA. RefSeq names its product putative pentatricopeptide repeat-containing protein At1g56570. The record is from RefSeq and is a predicted model, not a curated record. Gene Ontology annotation, biological process: RNA modification. NCBI's taxonomy places the organism in Eukaryota, Viridiplantae, Streptophyta, Magnoliopsida, Brassicales, Brassicaceae. Gene Ontology annotation, molecular function: protein binding; RNA binding.